AUGUCAAAGGGGGCUCAGAAAUCUACAUUGAAGGCACCUACUGAGACACAAUCCUUCGAACGCACCAAUGAAACGGUCAACAUCCCUGCGCCUAGGUUGAUCGAGAUUAUGCAGAAACAUGACAAGCUACUGCCAGCGAAUACCGCGAAAGCCAUCAUCCGCGAUUUCGAACAUGGGGACGAUAAGCACAUCAAUGUGGUUUGCUUUGACAAGGAUGGCAAAUUCAUCGAAACAGUGCACAUCCCGCUAGAAACUGACGUUCAAUUGAAAACGGUCGCAGGUCGGCAUGAACAACAAAGAUUUCAAGGCUGCAUUGAUUAA
Molecule: messenger RNA, 321 nt
Organism: Bacidia gigantensis
Lineage: Eukaryota; Fungi; Ascomycota; Lecanoromycetes; Lecanorales; Ramalinaceae
Exons: 2
Coding region: 1-321 (106 amino acids)
Source: RefSeq, a predicted model, not a curated record